AUGGUAGCACCCACACCUGAGUCCAAGUCCGAGGAACUUGAGCCUUUAAAGGUAGCACCUGCUCCUGCGUCCGAGUCCGAGGAACCUGAGCCAUCAAAGGGGGCAUCCACUCCUGAGUUCGAGCUCGAGGAAUCCGAGCCUCCAAAAGUAGCACCCACUCCAGAGUCUGAGUUUGAGGAACCCAAGCCUCUAAAGGUAGCACCCACUCCCGAGUUCGAGGAACCCGAGCCUCCAACGAUAGCACCCACUCCUGAGUUCGAGUUUGAAUCCAAGAAGGGGCUAAACCCAUAUGAUAAGAUUCGUAGGCUCAAAAAGAAGUAUGAGACCAACGUGGCCAAAGGGAAGAAGUAUAAUACUGUUAAGCCUCAUCAGCUAAAGGUCUUUGACUUGUAUAAGAAGGUAUGGGGCAGCAAUGAAGGGUCAAUUGAGGUCAGUGCGGGUUGGAGAGAGUUGGGGUUGGUGGAGGGUGGCUUGGAGUUGAUUAGAGACCCCAAGCUAGCUGAGUUGAAGGAGCAGCAGAAGAAGCUGCGUGUUGCUGAAUUUGAGCUUCUUGUUAGAUGGGGUGAGUUGAUGAGAGAACAGGUUAAGCUUGUUGGUAGAAGGGGUGAGUUAACGAGAGAACAUGCUAAGUUGGUUAGAAAAGGUUAA
Molecule: messenger RNA, 648 nt
Organism: Prunus armeniaca (apricot)
Lineage: Eukaryota; Viridiplantae; Streptophyta; Magnoliopsida; Rosales; Rosaceae
Source: the annotation of a GenBank genome assembly